Messenger RNA from Bombina bombina (fire-bellied toad), 6893 nucleotides. RefSeq names its product multidrug resistance-associated protein 1. NCBI's taxonomy places the organism in Eukaryota, Metazoa, Chordata, Amphibia, Anura, Bombinatoridae. Gene Ontology annotation, molecular function: glutathione transmembrane transporter activity; ATP hydrolysis activity; ATP binding. The coding region runs from base 399 to 4916 and encodes 1505 amino acids. The record is from RefSeq and is a predicted model, not a curated record. The transcript has 32 exons. Gene Ontology annotation, cellular component: basolateral plasma membrane. Gene Ontology annotation, biological process: xenobiotic transport; glutathione transmembrane transport.
CUGCCUUCCUUCCUCCCUCAGCAGCACUCUCCUCUCCUGCUUGCAUGUGCUUCUCUGUUAUCUCUUCUGCACCCUCUGGCUGAGCUGUCACCUCUUCAGCAGCAGCUCAUGCAUCCAGGGAACCGGGCUGUCACCAAGGAAGGACCAUAGACCCUCUGUGUACUGACGUGAGUUGCCUUAAGUAAAAAAAGGAAGCUUUGCAAAUUGCCCUAACAAUAAGUGGAAAAUCGUGGAAAACAAAAAAAAACAAAACUGUUGAAAUCCUUGGAGAACAGAUUUUAGCUGAAUUCUGCUAAGGGCAUCUGAUUCAUUUAUAUUUAUUUUUAUCACAGUCAGUGUUGGUCACCCAAAUUCCAGUUUUUAUGGAUUUCCUAUAAACAGGUCCACAUUUCACCAAUAUGAAGUGGCUCUGCAAACUAAAUGACUCGGAUAACUUCUGGGAUAUUAAUCAGACAUGGCAUACCAAUAACCCAGAUUUCUCGCCAUGUUUUCACAACUCUGUCCUGAACUGGAUUCCGUGUAUUUAUCUUUACGCUUGUACGCCAUUCUAUAUUCUCUACCUCCGAUGUCAUGGCAAAGGUUACAUCAGGAUAUCGCAUCUCAGUAAAGCUAAAACUUGCCUCUCUGCGUUGCUGACAUUUAUCUGCUAUGUAGAUCUGUUCUACACCAUAUGGAACGUCACUCACAAUAUUCCAGAAGCCCCAGUUCUGCUGAUCAGCCCGCUUAUCCUUGGAUCUGCCAUGCUCCUUUCUGCGUGUUUGAUUCAGUAUGAAAGAAUGAAAGGUGUCCGUUCUUCUGCCAUUCUGCUUUUUUUCUGGAUAUUGGCCGUGCUCUGCGGUAUAUUCCAGUUACGGACAAGAAUCAACACAGCCUUCUUAGAGGGGGCUGAAAUAGAUAAGCUGCGCUAUACUCUUUUCGUGCUCUACUUUAUUUUGAUUGUGGUGCAGUGUGUACUGUGUGCAUUUAACGAAAAACCUCCAUUUUUCUCCAGCAUCAAGAAAGAAUCAAAUCCCUGCCCUAUAACAAACGCCUCAUUCCUUUCUCAAGUGACAUUCAGCUGGUUCACAGAAAUAAUGUUUAGAGGAUACAAACAUCCUCUGAAAGACGAAGAUAUUUGGUCUCUGAGGCAAUCGGACACAGCUGAAAUCAUUUUAGCAAAAUUUUCAAGAGAGAUCCAGAAAGAAUGGCACAAGGCUAAACCGUUGGAAGUAAAGACAUUCUCCUCUUUAGCUGUGGAUAAUGAUGCUCAGAAGUCUCAGGGAGAAGCGAGUGAAAUGGAAGUUCUCAUCAAAAGUCCGAGCAUGCAGAUGAACCCAAAGUCACUUCUAAAGAUCAUCUUAAAAGCUUUUGGAGGAUAUUAUCUUCUCAGUACCCUGCUAAUGGCCUUUUUCACAGCUUUCUUGUUUAUAAGCCCUGAGCUCAUGAGCUUGCUGUUGGACCGGUUGAAGGAUCCUGCCUCACGCUCUUGGCAAGGCUUUCUAGUUGCCAUCCUCCUCCUUAUUUGCCCAUGCGGACAGUCCCUUUUCCUACACCAACAUGACUACAUUUGUUGGGUCAUUGGCAUGAGACUGAAAUCAGCCAUUGUGGGCAGCGUUUAUAAAAAGGCUUUGGUGAUCUCCAGUGCGGGGAGGAAGAAUUCUUCUGCUGGUGAGAUUGUUAACUUAAUCUCUUCUGACAUACAAAAACUAAUGGAUUUGGCAACUUGUUUAAAUUACGUCUGGUCGGCUCCGCUCACAGUCAUCGUGGCUAUGUAUUUCCUAUGGAAGACUUUGGGUGUGGCCGUUCUUGCAGGGGUUGCUGUGUUUAUUUUAAACCUCCCAUUUAUGACUGUGUUUGGAAUGAUAAUAAAAAAACUGCAGGAGGAACAAAUGAAACAAAAAGAUAGUCGGAUAAAACUGAUUUCUGAGAUUCUCCAGGGGAUUAAGGUUCUAAAGUUGUACGCCUGGGAAAAUGCCUUCAUGAGGAAAGUUGAAGAGUUCAGGCUGAAGGAACUGAAAGCUGUUCGAGUAACUGCGCUCAUGUUCUCUGGCGCUCUUGCCUUGUUUGUUGCGUCUCCUUUUUGGGUUUCUUUAGCCAUGUUUGGCGUUUUCUUGGCGGUGGAUGACAAGAACGUGCUGGAUGCCCAGAAAGCUUUUGUUACCGUUAUCCUACUAAAUAUCCUCAGAAUCCCUCUUCGUAUGUUUCCCAUGGCAAUAAGUCUUUUAAUACAGUCAUCUGUGUCCCUAAAACGACUGGCCAAAUUCUUUUCUGAAGAAGAACUUGAGCCUGAUAAUGUGGAAACAAUAGACUCAUCAAGCAGGUACGACAUCACAGUGGACAAUGCUACAUUCACUUGGUCCUCAGCUGAUGCUCCGUGUCUUAGUAGCAUCAAUAUUACUGUUCCAAAAGGCUCACUUGUUGCUGUUGUUGGUCAUGUUGGAUGUGGAAAGACGUCAUUACUCUCUGCUUUGCUUGGAGAGAUGGACAAAUUGGAUGGGAAUGUAGCUAUGAAGGGCUCUGUUGCAUAUGUACCUCAACAAACAUGGAUUCCUAAUGCAACCUUUAAAGAUAAUGUCCUAUUUGGGAGGCAAAUGGAGAAGAGUUGGUAUGAUCAGGUUAUCCAGUCGUGUGCUUUACUCCCAGAUUUGAAGAUACUUUCUGGAGGAGAAAACACAGAAAUUGGGGAAAAGGGAGUGAAUCUCUCAGGUGGACAGAAGCAGCGCAUUAGCAUUGCUCGAGCUGUGUACCGGAAAUGUGAUGUCUAUUUAUUAGAUGACCCAUUGUCUGCAGUGGACGCCCACGUCGGGCAACAUCUGUUUGAACAUGUCAUCGGCCCUAACGGCUUACUCAAGGAUAAAACACGAGUUCUUGUAACCCAUGGAGUCAGCUUCUUACCUCAGAUGGAUAUCAUUAUUGUUAUGUCAGAAGGAAGGAUCUCAGAAAUCGGCACUUAUUCUGAACUCUUAAAAAAGAAUGGCUCCUUUGCAGAUUUCCUCCACACCUAUGCAAAUAAUUCUGAAAUGGAAGAAGAUUCACAAGAAGACCAAAAGACUGGACGCUCACCAGGACUCAGAAACCGAGCUGGAUCUAAGAAAGAAGAUGAAGCAAAUUCUACAAGAAAAGAAUCAGUAGCUGAAUUGAAUCACAUAACCAGUGGUGAAGAUCAGGAUGCUGGGAAACUAACAGAGGCAGAUAUUGCACAUACAGGAAAGGUUAAACUCUCUGUCUAUCUGGACUACUGCAGAGUAAUGGGUAAAUGUUAUCUGGCAAUGAUUGUGGUAUUCUUCGUUAUCCAACAAGCUGCAGCUUUAGGACACAAUUACUGGAUUGGGAUGUGGGCUGAUGAUCCACCAAUUAAUGGAACACAGCAACACACGAGCCUCAGACUGGGGGUUUAUAGCUUCUUGGGAAUGCUGCAAGCUGUAGGUGUUUUUGCAGCCUCGGCUACAGUUAUUGUGGGCGGAGUUUCUGUUUCACGGCACCUUCACUCUAAGCUUCUUCACAGCAUCCUCCGAUGCCCACUGAGUUUUUUUGAAAGAACUCCAAGCGGGAACCUUACCAACCGAUUUGCCAAAGAAAUGGACACAAUUGACAACAUUGUGCCCCAGGUCUUAAUGCUGUUUAUCAUGAUGUUUCUAACUAUAGUGGAGAUUCUGUUAGUCAUUGCCAUAGCCACGCCGCUUGCUGCUAUAGCAUUCAUACCUUUGGGAUUGCUUUACUUCUUCCUGCAGAGAUUUUAUGUAGCUACUUCUCGGCAGCUGAAACGUUUGGAGUCAGUCAGCAAAUCCCCUCUCUACACACAUUUCAAUGAAACGCUACAAGGUGUGAAUGUCGUCAGAGCCUUCAGAGAGCAGGAGCGCUUCAUUCGAGAGAGCAAUUUACGUCUCAACACAAACCAAAGAUUUUAUUACUCCAGCUUUGUUGCCAACAGGUGGCUGAGCAUACGAUGUGAUCUCCUUAGUAAUUUCAUCGUUUUCACAGUAUCAGUAGUUGGGGUCUUGUUCAGAGACAGCAUCACCCCAGGACUUGUUGGCCUUGCAGUAGUAAACUCUUUACGGUUAACAGGUGUCCUAAACGCAGCUGUUCACACCGCAACUGACUUAGAAACAAACUCUGUAGCUGUUGAGAGGGUGAAGGAAUAUUGUGAUGUAGAACCAGAGGCUCCAUGGACAUCAGAUUAUGCUCCAGAACUUGAGAAUUGGCCCAGUGCUGGUAAAAUAGAUUUUCACAAUUACGGUCUUAGAUACAGAAAAGAUCUAGAUUUGUCACUGAAAAAUGUCACUGCCUGUCUGCGCCAGGGGGAAAAGGUUGGAAUAGUUGGAAGAACAGGAGCUGGGAAAUCGUCGCUAACUUUGGGUUUGUUCCGAAUUCUUGAACCUGCAAUGGGAAAAAUUUGCAUUGAUGAUAUUGAUAUUUCAACACUGGGUCUUCAUGAACUGCGAUCAAAAAUAACGAUCAUCCCUCAGGAUCCUGUUUUGUUUUCGGGAUCCCUUCGGAUGAAUCUGGACCCAUUUGAUAAUUAUUCAGAUGAAGAAAUCUGGACUUCUUUGAAAUUGGCUCACUUGAAAAACUUUGCUUCUAGCUUGCCCGGUGGAUUGGAACACAUUUGCUCGGAGGGAGGAGAGAAUUUAAGUGUCGGCCAGCGUCAGUUGGUUUGCUUGGCCCGAGCUCUGCUUCGCAAGACAAGAAUAUUAGUGUUGGAUGAAGCCACAGCUGCUGUGGACCUAGAGACAGAUGACUUCAUCCAGGCAACUAUUAGAAAGGAAUUUGAAGACUGCACUGUUAUAACAAUCGCUCAUCGACUCAACACGAUUAUGGAUUACACAAAGAUUGUGGUGUUUGACAAGGGUGAAAUUGUGGAAUUCGAUACCCCUACAAAUCUGCUUGAAAGAAAAGGACAGUUUUACUCCAUGGCCAAAGAUGCUAAUAUAAUUUAGUGGUGAUUGAAGCAGACUUCAUCGAACAGCUAAUGCUACAAGGCAAUAAUAUGUGUAAAUAAAAAAAACAAACCUUUCUGAAUAAUACCAGACAUAGAGCCAAUGGGAUCAAACAACAGAUAUAGCACUCAAUUGUGUUCUGGUCUCAAAUAUCAAGAUGUGUCAAGGAAGAUUAUUCAGGACUGAUCUCACCCCCCCUACAGAUUUGCUCUUCAGUGAUCACCUCUUCCCUUUUUAAGUGGAAACUAAUUUAAAGGGAUAUUAAAUAUGUUCUUAUUUAUAUAUAUAUAUAUAUAUAUAUAUAUAUAUAUAUAUAUAUAUAUAUAUAUAUUAUAAGCACUCCAUUGCAGAUCUGCAUAAAAAAAUAAAUGUUUGCAGUCUAAGAACACACCCUUAGAAAUAAUUUUUGAAUGUGUUUAUUUUAUCCUUUUUGCUCUGAUCAGCUAGGGAGAGCUAUAAAUUAGUUCCAACACUGAUCAAAUAAUUACUGUGUAAAAUGAUGCAAAGUCAGGAUUCAUAAUAAUACAACAAAUACUCUUGCAUCACGGUGUCCGCAGUGUUCAGGUCUUAUUUACAAGUAACUUGCGCAAAAUAAUCACAGCACAAUUAAACAUUUGUGGGAUGAAAUUAUUUUAUGCCAUUAUAACAUUUUACAGUUUUAGUCUAAUUUUGGACUAAUUAAAACCCUACCUAUCAUUGGGACUAUGAAAGGCUAAAUAUCCUUUAGAUUAUAUUUGGAGCUUUUAUUAUGCACAAUGAAACCAUAAAACUACAAUACAAACAUUACCCUAAGUUUCCUGAUACUUAGAAACAUCUGUGCCGAAAGAUAGUAGAAAAAAACAAAAGUGUAUUAAACCUGCUGUCAUCUCUGUAAAGAUUUGUAAAGAUCUCAAUUAAAGGGACAUGAGUGUUCCAUAUUCCAUGAUUUUUAGAUUGUGGUUUAUAUAUUAGAAUGUAAAUAAUAAUGCAUGAAAAUAUAGUAGGUAAAAAUAGGGAUUCAGACGUGUAAGCAUAUUUUAAUCUUGCAGCACUGGUGCUAUGUGUAAUCAUGCAUGCAGUUUAUAAAUGGACUUGUUCUUGACGAGCCAGUAAUAGUAUUAAUUGCAUUCAUUUCUAUACAAAUUUCCUCUAUUAACUUUUAGGAUGGAUUUGCAAAUCCAGUCUACGAGGCCUCUAACAAGUCAGGAUUUAAGGCUGUGGUAGUUCUAUAGGGUACAAAGUAGCCUAAUAUUUUGCUUUCCACCCAUGUUUUUUUUUUGCAUAGCCCUUAAAGGGACACUGUACCCAAUUUUUUUCUUUCAUGAUUCAGAUAGAGCAUGAAAUUUUAAGCAACUUUCUAAUUUACUCCAAUUAUCAAAUUUUCUUUAUUCUCUUGGUAUCUUUAUUUGAAAUGCAAGAAUGUAAGUUUAGAUGCCGGCCCAUUUUUGGUGAACAACCUGGGUUGUCCUUGCUGAUUGGUGGAUAAAUUCAUCCACCAAUAAAAAACUGCUGUCCAGAGUGCUGAACCAAGAAAAAAAGCUUAGGUGCCUUCUUUUUUAAAUAAAGAUAGCAAGAGAAUGUAGAAAAAUUGAUAAUAGGAGUAAAUUAGAAAGUUGCUUAAAAUUGCAUGCUCUUUCUAAAUCACGAAAGAAAAAAUUUGGGUUCAGUGUCCGUUUAAUAGCUCAUUUUGGACAUGCCUUCUGCAACAUAAUUCAUUUACUAUGAGGCCUUUGAUUGGCUGCAAUGGCAAAGCCUAUUUGUAAACACUUUACAAGGCCGAGAAAAGAGACAAAAGCAGCCAUUAGGGAGUGACAGAAAAUAAACUGAGAUCAUUAAUACACAAACACAAAAAUCCUCUCACCUAAGUAAAUUUUAUUUUAUUUUUUUAUAUUUUCAGGAAACCUGACAUGUGAAAAUACAUGCUAAAAUAUUGACCUCUCACUACUGUUGUUUUUUAUUGUUUCCUAAUUAAAUUAAUAUAUUAUUAUUUUUAAUGUA